AUGGUUGAAGAUCAGCGUUUCUGUAAUGAGUCAGCACAGCUGCAUGGACAGACUGUGACGUCUUCUGUGUUUCAUGCUUUUGUUGUUUCUUUGUCACUUCUGAUAAUAUGUGGAAAUCUUCUUGUCAUCAUCUCUGUCGUUUACUUCAAGCAGCUCCACACUCCAACAAACUACCUCAUCCUCUCUCUGGCUGUGACUGACCUGCUGGUUGGAGCUUUAGUUUUACCUUUCAGCACCAUAUUGUCUCUGAGCUCAUGCUCCAGUUCAAGUUAUUUACUCUACAGAUAUUUUGCAGUGUGUCAUCCUCUGACAUAUAGAAGCAAAAUGAAUGUUUGUGUAAUUCUGACCAUGAUCCUGGUGAGCUGGACUCUUUCAGCUCUAUUCGCUGUUGUCAUCAUAGCACGUGGGAUAAAUCAAGAAAAUCUCAGCAGGAGGUGUAAUUUAUUUACAGCAACAAAACAAUUCAGCCCUGAAACCAUUUUUCAAUUUUACAUUCCAGCUAUUAUAAUUUUAUCAAUCUAUCUUAAGAUUUUCAUGGUGGCGAAGAAACAGGCAAGACAAAUCCAGAACACUAUGAAGUCUGAAGCAGCUCUCAGUAAGAUGGAGAAAAAGGCCAACAAAACUCUGGCUACAGUGAUGGGAGUCUUCCUCAUAUGUUGGACUCCUUUCUUUCUAUCCAUAGGUUUUUACAGUUUGGGAAUAGUCACAAUACCAGUUGCAGCCAUUGAAGGAUUUAAAUGGUUAGGAUGGUCCAAUUCUAUGUUAAAUCCUCUGGUUUAUGCUUUUUUCUACAGGUGGUUCAGACGAGCUUUUACUAUGAUCAUUUCUGGUCAAAUAUUUCAGGGAGAUUUUUCUAAUACAAAACUACUGUGA
Messenger RNA from Poeciliopsis prolifica (blackstripe livebearer), 873 nucleotides. RefSeq names its product trace amine-associated receptor 1-like. Lineage: Eukaryota; Metazoa; Chordata; Actinopteri; Cyprinodontiformes; Poeciliidae. Gene Ontology annotation, biological process: G protein-coupled receptor signaling pathway. The record is from RefSeq and is a predicted model, not a curated record. Bases 1 to 873 code for a protein of 290 amino acids. The transcript is spliced from 2 exons. Gene Ontology annotation, cellular component: membrane. Gene Ontology annotation, molecular function: trace-amine receptor activity.